Xenopus laevis (African clawed frog) is the source of this 6786-nucleotide messenger RNA. Its product is annotated as olfactory receptor 1F1-like. The transcript has a single exon. Bases 5848 to 6786 code for a protein of 312 amino acids. Lineage: Eukaryota; Metazoa; Chordata; Amphibia; Anura; Pipidae. The record is from RefSeq and is a predicted model, not a curated record.
GCCGAAUCUUUAGCAAAGGAUUCAGGGGUUCGACCGAAUCCAAAAUAGUGGAUUCGGUGCAAUUUUCAUAAAAACUAGAAGACCUUUAUUCCUCCAACCACAUGUCUACGCGUUUCGGUCCACAGUGGACUGUCAUCAGGUCCUGAUGAUGGUCCGCUGUGGACUGAAAUGCAGAAUAAAGGUCUUCUAACUUUUAUGAAAAUUGUGCCGUGUGUGCUUUCUACUUAUGAACUAUCACUACACUGGUUAGCCCUCAAUAUUUUGAAUGGUGUGUGCAGAUUCACGGAAGUAUAUAUAUAUAGCAUUGGAUAUUGACUGGAAGAUAGGCAAAGGCUACAAGGGGAGCACAGAGGAGUGCUAGGUACAGUAUUUUGCGAUUGUCAUAUCUACAUUUCUAUUUCUAUUCCAAGUAGCCAAAUGUACUGUAUGUACAGUAUUUUAUUCGAGGCUCAGUUGGGGAGGGGGAUUUAUUUAUCUGUCUUCCAUUUUAUGGUGCUACUAAUCUUUAUUGCCUGCAUCCUUAGAUUGCAAUUGCUUCAAGAUAUGGGGCAGCAAGUUGUUCCAUGAGGAAUUGCAGGUACAGUAGAUUGAGUUCUCUUAACGUUUAACUUGUAAAUAAGAUACAGACCAAGACUGAAACUCGAAUUUGGAAACUUGCUAGCCUUAAAAUUAGGAGACCAAGCUAUAUAGGAAAUCCACAACGUACAAGCCCCCAAAUGCACUGAAAAAUAUGUUUAACUAAAUUAUUUUAGCAGCAGUUUAGAAGGUUCUUAGAUUAAGGCAGUCUAUUAAAAAGUAAAUGUCAAUGGGGCAUAUUUAUCAAAAAGUGAAGUUAGGGAUCGUCACAAUCCUCUACAGUGAAAUUUCCGCCACUCUCCAUUCAUUUCUAUGGCAUUCUGAAAGGCAUGUUUAUCAAAGUGUGAACUUUCACUUUCACCCAUUGCUAAAUACUCUCAAAAAUGGAUAGCGGGCAGAAUUUCACUCCAGAGGACACUGGUGAUCCCUAACUUCACUUUUUGAUAAAUACGUAUGCCCUAAUGUGUACUUUGAAAUAGAUUAGAGGGCCAGAACAAUCUUUCAACAUCAAUUGUGAGAGCCAAAAUCUAAUUAGAAGUCACUUCACAGAAUUAACUUUCUAAUCUGGUAGUCGAGUGACCAGACCCAAGUCAUGCCUGGCUUUGGAUAAUAAUAAUAAACGGUAUCACAUGUUUUUAUAUACCAUGAGUGAUCAGUAUCGGUAUUUUACAUGAUGAAGCUAAUUUGAAAAUAUCAGUGCUAAACUGCAAGUAAGUUAUAAGUGCAAAUAUCAGUAGCAAUCAGGCCUAUAACAAAGAUAAUAUCAGACUUGGUUCAUCACUUUCUAACUCUGAAGAACAUUAUAAUUUCAUUUGUAUUGGACUGUUACUAAUGUACCUACUGACUGUGCUUGGAAACUGGUUGAUUAUUAUACUUGUGUGUCUGGUGUCCCAACUGCACACCACAUGAACUUCUUUCUAUGUAACUUGCCAGUUCAGGACAUUAUCUCUCCCAAAGCUGAUGGCCAUCAAACUUACAGGAGAAACCAGCAUUCAUUUUUUAACACAGCUAUUUCCCUUUAAAACUUGGAUUUCCUGCAGUCAUUUCGAACUGUCUUUGAUGCUCCUGGUCAUGUUGCUAAUGCCUCUUUGAUGGCAGAAAGUAGUUGGAAUAAUGAGGCUUUUAUCAGAGCCUAUAGAGCAGGCUCAAAGAUGAUUUGGUCUCGAGAGACCUCCCCAAGCAAUUAGAAGAUCUGAUUGCUCUUGCGAUCAAGGUCGACACGUGACUUAGAGAGCACCUUCGGCCUCUGCAAUGCUCGCACCGUCUCCAAGGAGUUUGCGAAUGACAUUUUCCGGGAUCAAUUGGGGAAAUUAGUGGUCGUAUACCUAGACGACAUCUUAUCUUCUCCAAAGACUUGGAAAGUCAUCGUUCUCAGGUGAAGGAGGUACAGUACUCCCUCUUUGCCAAAUUGGAGAAGUGUGUCUUUGAGGUGUCCAAGAUUCCGUUCCUUGGAUAUGUCAUUUCCCCCUAGGGAUUUGAGAUGGACCCGCCAAGAUUUCGGCUAUACAAAAAAGGCCUCAAGUACCAAGGCCAUACAGAGAUUCAUUGGAUUUGCAAACUACUACUGGCAAUUCAUAAUAAGGUUUUCCUCCAGUAUUUCCCCUAUCCAUGCACUCAUCCGUAAACCCAUUUUUCUGGCCUCCUCCUGCCCUGGAAGCCUUCCAGUCCCUGAAAGAUGCUUUCACUUCAGCCUUGGUUCUCCAUCACCCUAACCAUUAAUUACCCUUCUUCAUUGAAGUUGAUGCUUCCGAUGUCGGAUCAGGAGCUAUUGUUUCCCAAAGACAUUCUGCUGAUGGAAAAUUACAUCCGUAUGCAUCCAAGAAAUUCUUGCUCUCGAGGAGUGGUGCCACCUCUUAGAAGGAGCUUCUAACCCAGUCACCAUCUACUGUAUACUGACCAUAAAACCUAGAAUUUAUACAAGCUCUUAAAAGACUUAAUUCCCUACAGGCAAGAUGGGCUCUCUUCUUUUUCCGCUUAAACUUUGUUUUGACCAAUCGUCCAGGCUCCAAGAAUCGGAAAGCAGAUGCACUAUCCUGAAGCUUCACUCCUGUGGAUCGUCAUUCUGAAGUGCAAGAUCCAGUCAUUCCUCCUGCCAGAAUUAUUGCUUCCCUUUUUCCUCAGUUUGCUGAGCAAAUCCUAUCUGCUCCUUUGGAUACUCCUAUCGGGAUGGCAUUUGCACCCCCUGAGCUUUGCCUCUCCAUUUUGUAACAAACCCAUUGUUCUAGGCAGGUCCGACAUUCCAGUCCCGAAAAGACUCUAGAGUUCCUGCAACGUUUAGUCUGGUGGCCGACUAUUCGAAAAGAUGUCAAAGACUUUGUUGCUGCUUGUACUGUUUGUGCUACCUCCAAAGCUAGCCAUACUCAUCAGUGGUCUAUUACAACCUCUACCCUUUCCCUCUCAUCCAUGGACUCCCCUAGCUGUAGCCUUUAUUGUAGAGUUACCACCCUCAAAAGGGAACACCAUCAUUUGGGUGGUUAUAGAUCGCUUCAGUAAGAUGGUACACUUCAUUCCUUUGCUGAAACUCCCCUCAGCGGUAGAACUGUCUCAAUUGUUUAUUCAAUUCAUUUUCCAGCUGCAUGGCUUCCCGGCAGAAGUAGUCUCUGACAGGGGAUCUCAGUUCAUAUCUAGUUCUGAUGCUCUUUAUGUGAAACUCUGGGUAUCACUCUUCAGUUCUCUUCUGCUUACCAUCCCAAAACUAACAGGGCAGCAGAGUGGGUGAAUCAAGCAUUAGAAUCAUAUCUCUCUCUGUCAGGAUGACCAUGGGCAGAAUUCGCUCAUAACAUAACAUGUGUGCCACACUUCCACUAGGAGUCUCCUUUUAUGACAGUGUGCGGACAACAUCCACAGGCUUUUCCACAAGACUUCUUCUUGACGAAUGUCCCCGCCACAGAUGAUCACGCAGCCCAUACAGUAUGUCUGCUAUUUGGGCUGCGACCAAACCAAAUUUGAAAAAGAGCUCUCUGGUGCAUAAGACUUUCGCUGAUUGCAGACGGAGAGCCUCUCCUCCAUACAAAGUUGCUGACAACUAGGAACAUUCAUUUAAAGGUUCCUUCUCCCAAGUUGGGUCCAAAAUAUGUCGGUCCUUUCUCCAUUUCAGAGAUAGUUAAUCCUGUAGCUGUCCGACUACAACUUCCACCCGAGAUGCGAAUUCAAAAUGUGGUUCAUGUCUCCCUGGUAAAACCAGCAAUUUCCAAUCGCUUCUCUUCAAAUCAGUCUUCCCCUUCAUCUAUCUCCAUGGGCGGUCAACAGGAGUAUGAGGUAGAAAAGAUUUUGGAUUCCAGGCUCUCCAGGGGGGUCUUUACAGUUCCUCAUUAAGUGGAAGGGCUUUUGUCUCGAAGAAUGCCCCUCGCUUGGUAACGGAAUUCUACAGACAAUUCACCCAUAAGCCAAGUCUUGUUGGUCCAGUGGCCCCCCGCUCAUCUGCACUUUCUUCCUCUUCGGUGCAGCGUACAAAAUGUAGGCGCCCAUAGCCACCAUGUGGGUAGCAGUAGUGCCGGACAGCAACGCUGAUGCGGCAGUGCCGGCGUCCUGACGCCAUUGCAAUGAUGUCACAAAGUGGCGUGAAAAUUCUACAUAAAAGGAUGCCCAGGACGCCGGUUCAAUGCCCGAUUAUAGGUUUUGUUUGGAACAUUCCUGGGUGCUUAAUACUUCUUGUUAUACUGAUUUCUGGACUUCUGACCCUGCCUGAACUUCGACUUUGAUACUAAUCUGCCUGCAAAUUGAGCUUCUGUCUGGAUAUUGGCUACGACUACACCUGAUCCCUAUUGGUACCGCAAACUUGGACUUUAACCCCUCAGCUUCCUCCUUGGCCCCCUGACAUGUGGAUAACUAACUUUGCAACUAAACAGUGUUUGCAGAAUCUUUUAAAAGUUAUGCACAAAUUGGCAUUAACUCAAAAGAUUAAAGGUCAUUGCAGUUUGGCCCAUAUAAAUAAUAUUCAUGAGCUGGAACAAGGUCAGAGAACUGCAAUUAAACUAUUUUAGUUGUUGGGAUUGGAACAAUAAAAUUAAUGUCUGAGGAAAGUUUGAUUUCUCUAGAGAAGAGGUUAGAACAUGUUGGAGAAAUAGUGGGAGAUUCUUUUUCUCCCCAAACUUCUCAAGACUAGAUGAACUUUGUCUUAACUGGCGGUCUUUAUCACAAGGGUGAUAAGCCUUCAUAAUGGUCUGCCUGGAGGAAUCAUAAUAAUUAUCUCUUUAUUGAAUUCCAGAUUGUACCAAAGAGCCUGAUGUUAAUUGGUGUUGUUGAUUGGUAGUUAUGAAACAUACAGUCAAAUGAGAAUCAAAUUCUUAAAUAAAUGUUAUUCCCAUAGCUUGGAGUAAUGAGCACUUUGGGGAUUUAACAUUAUUUCGGAUAGUUUUUACAAAGCAUUAAAUACUCUGCUUUCAAAUCUGCUGUUGAUCUUCUAUAAACACUGUGACGAUUUACACAACAGAAACAGGAGACCCUGGUAGGCAGCAAAUACUGUUUUCUGCUCUGUUCCUGCAUUUCAUUCAUUCAGCAAAACAUUCCAGUUUUAAUAACAUUUAUCAGGGACCCCAAGAAGAUACCUAAAUUACAUAUUUGCCACAUUUAAUUACCCUUUCCUCCUUAUACCUACAGUGGUUUAAAUAAUUCUUUAAUAUUAUAAUGAAAUGUAACUUGCUUUAUAGUUCUGGUAUACUAUUGUGAGCAUAAAAUUUUUUUUGACGCCCAUUGACUUUAAUGGGUCUUUGAGAACUUUUCGCCCUUUCUGCGAAUUUUUUCAGAGGCGAAAUGGGACAGAUUGCUCAUCACUAUUCUAUUGUAAUGCUGGGGUUCAAGGGCCGACUCAAUUUACAAAUCAGUUGUCUAAUUGCACUAAUAAAUAUACAUGCUGUGUUCUCAUUAUGCAGUUAAUGAACUACAGGUUUAUCCUUCCAUAAAUUAAUGGAUGUGCUCCUCAUUGUGUGUUGGCUUAAAGUCUUCUCAUUGCACUUGUUAAUUGACUGACUCCACAGAUUUAUCUUUUGGGAGAAUUAUGGUUAGUUGUUCCAAUACAUCAACUGUCUUCAUGUUUAGCAUCACACAAUCCCUAAAAUGUUGCACGGGCCCUAUAUGUUAUACUUUAUAAAUAAAGUUAGUUAUUGUAAUUGUCAAAUACACUUGUGCAAUUUAUUAUAACACAUACAGUAUUUUUAAAGCACCAACAUAUUACACAGCACUGUACCUAUGUCCUAAUCCAGACGUUGUACUUUUUAGGUGUCAUGCAAAUGCUGUUUCCUUCUCAGUGUAUGCAGUGCCAUUGAUUAUGUCAUGAAUAUCUCAGUACCAAGAGACUUCUAUCUCCUAGCAUUUUCCAACUCUGAACAACAUCAUCAUAUUAUUUUUAUUGGACUUUUACUAAUGUACCUACUGGCUUUGGUUGGAAACUUGCUGAUUAUUGUACUUGUGUGUCUGGUACCCCAACUGCACACCCCCAUGUACUUCUUUCUGUGCAACCUGGCAGUCCAGGACAUUAUCACUGUCUCUGCUGUCCUGCCUAAGCUGAUGACCAUCAUCUUUAUAGGGGAAAGGAGCAUUUCUUUUUAUGGCUGCAUAACACAACUAUUUCUCUACAUAUCUUGCACUGACGGUGAUUUUCUCUUGCUGGCCAUCAUGGCUUAUGACCGAUAUGUGGCUAUUUGUAUCCCUAUGCGUUAUCACCUUAUUAUGAAAGCCAGAUUUUGCAUCCUUUUGGUGUCAACAGCUUGGAUUUUUUGUACCACCAAUGCAUUGUGCUAUGCAUUACUUAUGUCUAAUUUGUCAUUUUGCAGGCUUAUUAAAAUAAAUCAUGUAUUUUGUGAAAUCCUAACCUUGGUGGAGCUUUCCUGCAGUGAUACAACUCUCAUAAAGACAUUAAUAACAGUUGAUGCACCAUUAAUAGGUGUUUUUCCAUUUUGGUUGAUCUUAACAUCCUAUGCUUACAUCAUAUAUACCAUCCUGAAGAUGAGGACCACAGCAGCAAGGCUCAAGUCUUUCUCCAGCUGUUCUUCACAUCUCACAGUUUUAUUACUAUAUGGUGGUACAUGCAUCAGUUUGUAUAUGAAGCCAGUCUCAGAAAACUCUCAGGAAGUAGACAAGUUGCUUUCUCUGAUUUACUUGGGUUUUAUUCCAGUACUUAACCCAUUGGUGUACAGCCUCAGAAACAGACAGAUUCAGUAUUCCGUAAAAAUAGUGUUUACCAAAUAUCUAUUCCAUUCUCUGUACAAUUAA